AUGAGUGAAAGUAUCGAGAGACAUACAUUCAAAGUAUUCAACCAGGAUUUUACCGUAGAUAAACGUUUCCAACUGAUAAAGGAGAUCGGUCAUGGUGCUUACGGUAUAGUUUGUUCUGCGAGGUUUGCAGAGGCAGCUGAGGACACCACCGUAGCGAUCAAGAAAGUUACAAAUGUCUUUUCCAAGACUUUAUUAUGUAAGAGAUCAUUACGUGAAUUGAAAUUAUUAAGACAUUUCAGAGGUCACAAGAAUAUCACUUGUUUGUACGACAUGGAUAUUGUAUUUUAUCCAGAUGGUACAUUCAACGGGCUUUAUCUAUAUGAAGAAUUGAUGGAAUGUGAUAUGCAUCAAAUUAUUAAAUCUAGUCAACCUUUGACAGAUGCUCAUUAUCAAAGUUUCAUUUAUCAGAUUCUAUGUGGGUUGAAAUAUAUACAUUCAGCAGAUGUGUUACAUCGUGAUUUAAAACCUGGAAAUUUGUUAGUUAAUGCAGAUUGUCAGUUGAAAAUUUGUGAUUUUGGUUUAGCUAGAGGUUAUUCCGAAAAUCCAGUUGAAAAUAAUCAAUUCUUGACUGAGUACGUUGCCACCAGAUGGUAUCGUGCCCCUGAAAUCAUGUUAAGUUAUCAAGGUUAUACAAAGGCCAUCGAUGUAUGGUCUACGGGUUGUAUAUUAGCCGAAUUCCUUGGUGGGAAACCAGUCUUUAAAGGUAAAGAUUAUGUAGAUCAAUUGAAUCAAAUAUUACAAGUAUUAGGAACACCUUCGGAUGAAACAUUGAAAAGAAUUGGUUCGAAGAAUGUACAAUCGUAUAUCCAUCAACUAGGUUAUAUUCCAAAGGUUCCAUUUGUAGAGUUAUACCCGAAUGCCAAUCCUCAAGCAUUAGACUUAUUAGAGAAGAUGCUUGCUUUUGAUCCACAAAGAAGAAUUACUGUGGAUGAAGCUUUACAACAUCCAUAUCUUUCUAUCUGGCAUGAUCCUGCUGAUGAACCUAUCUGUGCAGAUAAAUUUGAUUUCAGUUUCGAAGUAGUGAAUGAUAUGGAUGAAUUAACACAGAUGGUGACUGAUGAGGUGCAGGAUUUCAGAAAAUUCGUUAGACAACCACUACUGGAAGAACAAGAAUUACAUCAACAGCAACAACAGCAGCAAGAAUUACAUCAACAACAGCAGCAAGAGUUAGAACAACAACAGAAGGAAAGAGAUAUCAGGAAACAUACAUCAACUAGUAGUAUGCAUUCAAACAAUCAAAUCAGCCAUUCAGAAUAUGCGACACCUAUGCGUCAACCAGGAAGUUCUAAUCAAGCUACACCCUUGCAAGAUUUUGGUCUACAUGCUCAUGAUUUACCAUCACAUGAUACAGACUUACCUCCUAGACCUCAUGAAAACUUGUUAGCCUCACCUGUAGGUGUCGGCCAUACGAUGCCACCUCCUGGUACAGAUGUUCAGAAUGGGAAUGAUGGCCAAACUGGACUAUUUGAUCUAGAGAAGGAGCUGGCAUUCGGUCUAGACAGAAAGUACAUAUAG
Maudiozyma saulgeensis is the source of this 1515-nucleotide messenger RNA. The record is from the annotation of a GenBank genome assembly. Lineage: Eukaryota; Fungi; Ascomycota; Saccharomycetes; Saccharomycetales; Saccharomycetaceae.